Molecule: messenger RNA, 793 nt
Organism: Plectropomus leopardus (leopard coralgrouper)
Lineage: Eukaryota; Metazoa; Chordata; Actinopteri; Perciformes; Serranidae
Source: RefSeq, a predicted model, not a curated record
UUCUCACAACAUCAAGCGCUAGCUGCAGCUGCGACUGGAAGCUAACGCUAGCUGGAUCUAUUGUCAGGAUAUUUUAACCACAUAAACACAGCAAAACAUGUCAGAUACGGAGACAAAACCGUCCAGCGGAGACGGAGGGGACAAGAAGGACGGAGAGUACAUCAAGUUAAAAGUGAUCGGUCAGGACAGCAGCGAAAUCCACUUUAAGGUCAAAAUGACGACACAUCUGAAGAAGCUGAAGGAGUCUUACAGCCAGCGACAGGGAGUUCCAGCAAGCACGCUAAGGUUUCUGUUUGAAGGACAGAGAAUCGCAGACAACCAAACUCCGAAAGAGCUGGGGAUGGAGGACGAGGACGUCAUCGAGGUUUAUCAAGAACAGACUGGCGGACUUUGGAAUGAUUAAACGUUUCUGCAUUUUUAAAUCUUUUUUUUUCCUUUCCUUUUUUUUGUAUUUUAUUUUGUAUGUAUAUUCGUAUUUUUGUUCAGUUUCAAACCAUCUGGAUCAAAAGCGACUCUUAUCAGGGCUUCCAUGUGUGAGGGCAGACAGGUGAGCAGACGGAGGUGAGGACGAGGAAAGAGGACAGCGGGUUUCUGGUUCUCUGAAGUGCAGGGACGAUUAUGUCGUUGACCCGAGCAAUAGCAUUCAACGUGAGUGUUACACCCAGAUCUACCAAGACAAACUUACUUUUCUGUGUUUGUUUUUUUGUCCUGUCUUUUUGGGGUUUUAGCAGAAGCAAAUCAUGUCAUCAAGGAACAAUCACCAUUAAAGGAAUAGUUCACCCAAAACUGAAAA